AUGAAUACUUUUUAUAUUUUCUUUUUAUUUGUGUUGACAUCAUGCUUCGUAAAAGGUGAUUUGCCUAUACAUGCUCUUAUGGGAGAUGUAUCAGGAAUAUGGAAAAUAAAACAAACAAGAAAAAUGAGCCAAAAGCCUGAACAUUGUGGUGGGAGUAUACCCAAUAGAAAUUUGGAUAACUUAAAGCCAUCCAUAAGAAAUUAUGAAAGAUUUUUGGAGAAUGAAUAUGGGAACCUAGAGACAAAGAUUAUAAACUUAACACUGGAAAAAGUAAAAAUAAUUAAUCAAGAAAAACCAAGAGAUAAAUGGACAUAUCUUUCUGUGAGAGAUUAUGAAAAGAAUGAAAUUAUUGGUACUUGGACCAUGGUAUAUGACGAGGGCUUUGAAAUAAGAUUGAAUGGAAGUAAAUAUUUCGCUUUUUUUAAAUAUGAAAGAAAAUCAAAUGCACACUGUCCUACCUCAAUUGAAGACAAAAGUUAUAAUGAUAGAGAUUGCUACAAAACCAAUCCGACACAAACACAUAUUGGAUGGAUACUGGAUGAAAAAGUUAAUGAAAAUAAAAAUGAAAAAAAAUUUCAAUGGGGAUGUUUUUAUGCAGAGAAGAAAGAAAGUGCUCCUGUGUCUUCCUUUGUUCUUCAUAAUGGGAGGGAAAAUAAAUCGAAUCUAAAAGACAGUCAUGAAUAUCAUUUUGAAGAAAAAAAAAAAAAAAAUCUUCCUUCUAUUGGAAGGAGAUCAAAUUAUAAAAAGUUUCGAUUUUCCAACCUACAAAAAAUAUAUGGAUCUACACAAACGCACCUAAGGGAUAUCUAUGGAAGCACAGGCGAUCGAAAAUAUGCAUGCAGAAAAAAAGACCUUCUGAAUUUAAAAAUACGACUUACAUUACCAAAAGAAUUUAGUUGGGGAGACCCUUUUAAUGAUGAAAAUUUUGAAGAAAAUGUAGAUGAUCAAAAAGAUUGUGGUAGCUGUUAUUCUAUAUCUAGUGUGUAUAGUUUAGAAAGAAGGUUUGAAAUAUUAUUUUGGAAGAAAUAUAAGAAAAAAGUAAAUAUGCCUAAAUUGUCUCAUCAAUCAAUAUUAAGCUGUUCUCCAUAUAAUCAAGGAUGUGAUGGAGGGUAUCCUUUUCUUGUUGGUAAACAUUUGUAUGAAUAUGGAAUAAUACCUGAACGGUACAUGCAUUAUGAAAAUAAUGAUAACAAUAAUUGUAUUAUGGAUAUGGGGAAUUAUAAUAAUUUAAAUGAACAAAAUAAAAAUAUAAAAGAAAUUUAUUAUGUUUCAGAUUAUAAUUAUAUAAAUGGAUGUUAUGAAUGUACUAAUGAAUAUGAAAUGAUGAAUGAAAUUAUUUUAAAUGGACCCAUAGUUGCAGCUAUUAAUGCUACCUCAGAACUUUUAAAUUUUUAUAAUAUAGAUGAUAAAAAUCUUGUUUAUGAUAUCCUACCUAAGGAUACGCAUCAAGUAUGUGAUAUACAUAAUAAAGGAUUUAAUGGAUGGCAACAGACCAACCAUGCAAUAAAUAUUGUCGGAUGGGGUGAACAAAUAAUUAAUAAAGAUAAAAUAAAAAAUGAUGAACCUAACAAUAAUUAUAAUAAUAAUCAGACAUUAAUAAAAUAUUGGAUUAUAAGAAAUACUUGGGGGGAAAAAUGGGGAUAUAAAGGCUAUCUCAAAUUUCAAAGAGGCAUUAAUUUAGCAGGUAUUGAAUCACAAGCUGUUUAUAUCGACCCAGAUUUUUCUAGAGGAUACCCAAAAGAUAUACUUCAGUCCGAUCUUUUGGAAUAA
This is a messenger RNA of Plasmodium adleri (nom. inval.), 1770 nucleotides long. Its product is annotated as dipeptidyl aminopeptidase 2. The coding region runs from base 1 to 1770 and encodes 589 amino acids. Gene Ontology annotation, cellular component: lysosome. NCBI's taxonomy places the organism in Eukaryota, Apicomplexa, Aconoidasida, Haemosporida, Plasmodiidae. The transcript has 8 exons. The record is from RefSeq and is a predicted model, not a curated record. Gene Ontology annotation, molecular function: cysteine-type endopeptidase activity.